Messenger RNA from Ricinus communis (castor bean), 2997 nucleotides. RefSeq names its product pentatricopeptide repeat-containing protein At2g16880. NCBI's taxonomy places the organism in Eukaryota, Viridiplantae, Streptophyta, Magnoliopsida, Malpighiales, Euphorbiaceae. The transcript has 2 exons. Bases 96 to 2450 code for a protein of 784 amino acids. Gene Ontology annotation, molecular function: protein binding. The record is from RefSeq and is a predicted model, not a curated record.
GCAUGCUCUGGAUGUAGAAAACGACGACGUUGUGAGUCAUCUUCAAAAUCUUUUUACCAUUUCCUUUCUGUGUUUAGCACUCUAAUUUCAAAACCAUGGAAUCAAAAACCACUGAGACUCCGAAUCAACAGAAAAAUGUUGCAGAAGAAUCGCAACUUCUUAAAACCCUAACGAGAAUCCUAACUUCAGAGGAUGGGAACACACUUGAAAAGCUAAAACCCUACACAGCCCAUCUCUCUGCGAAACCCAAUCUUCUCAUCUCAGUUCUCUCAUCAAACUCACUCUCCAACAAACCUAACACCCUCUUAUCAUUCUUUAAAUGGUCACAGACCCAUCUCUCAGUCACCUCUCUCUCACCUCUCCCUCUCAUUUCCCUUCUCUCUCCUCUUCUCUCUCACCAUAAAUUCUCCGAUGCCAAGUCACUCCUCACUGCCUUUAUCUCCGCCGACAGGACACAUCUUCUCCACCACCACCUCCUCCACUCUCCGUUCAAAAAGGUUCAAUCUUUAAGGGUGAUUCUUGAUACCUCAAUUGGUGCGUACGUGGCAUGUAAUAGACCCCAUCAUGCUGCUCAAAUUUUCAAUAGAAUGAAAAGGUUACAUCUUAAGCCUAAUUUGCUUACUUGUAAUACUCUUAUCAACGCUUUAGUUAGAUACCCUUCUAAACCUUCUGUUUAUUUGUCUAAAGCCAUUUUUAGUGAUGUUAUUAAGUUAGGUGUUAAGGUUAAUACUAAUACUUUUAAUAUUUUGAUUUAUGGUUGUUGUAUUGAGAAUAAGUUAUCUGAGGCCAUUGGGUUAAUUGGGAAAAUGAAGGAUUUUAGUUGUUUCCCUGAUAAUGUUAGUUAUAAUACGAUUUUGGAUGUUCUAUGUAAGAAAGGCAAGCUAAAUGAGGCUAGGGAUUUGUUGUUAGAUAUGAAAAACAAUGGGUUGUUGCCGAAUAGGAAUACUUUUAAUAUUUUGGUUUCGGGGUAUUGUAAGUUAGGUUGGUUAAAGGAGGCUGCACAGGUGAUUGAUUUAAUGGCACAGAAUAAUGUCUUGCCAGAUGUUUGGACUUAUAAUAUGUUGAUUGGUGGGCUGUGUAAAGAUGGGAAGAUUGAUGAGGCUUUUAGGUUGAAAGAUGAGAUGGAGAAUUUGAAGUUAUUGCCUGAUGUUGUUACGUAUAAUACAUUGAUCAAUGGGUGUUUUGACUGUAGUAGUAGUUUAAAGGGUUUUGAAUUGAUUGACAAGAUGGAAGGGAAGGGAGUGAAGCCUAAUGCAGUUACUUAUAAUGUAGUGGUUAAGUGGUAUGUAAAGGAAGGGAAGAUGGAUAAUGCUGGAAAUGAACUUAGGAAGAUGGAAGAAAGUGGUUUUUCACCUGAUUGUGUUACAUUUAAUACUUUGAUCAAUGGAUAUUGUAAAGCUGGGAGGCUGAGUGAGGCAUUCAGGAUGAUGGAUGAAAUGAGUAGGAAAGGCUUGAAGAUGAACAGUGUGACUCUUAAUACGAUUCUUCAUACUCUUUGCGGAGAGAGGAAACUUGAUGAUGCAUACAAGUUGCUCUCUAGUGCUAGUAAACGAGGAUAUUUUGUGGAUGAAGUUAGCUAUGGCACUUUGAUCAUGGGAUAUUUUAAAGAUGGAAAGUCAGUUGAAGCGAUGAAGCUUUGGGAUGAGAUGAAGGAGAAAGAGAUCAUUCCAAGCAUCAUUACAUAUAACACUAUGAUUGGAGGGUUAUGCCAUUCUGGAAAAACUGAUCAAUCCAUUGACAAGUUGAAUGAGCUUCUAGAGAGUGGCUUGGUCCCUGACGAAACCACAUAUAAUACAAUUAUUCUUGGAUAUUGCCGAGAGGGGCAAGUUGAGAAAGCUUUUCAGUUUCAUAACAAAAUGGUUAAGAAGUCAUUUAAACCAGAUCUGUUUACUUGUAAUAUUCUUCUUCGGGGGCUUUGUACAGAAGGUAUGCUUGAUAAGGCUCUUAAGCUCUUCAACACAUGGAUUUCAAAGGGAAAAGCUAUUGAUGCUGUUACCUACAACACGAUAAUAUCAGGCCUUUGCAAAGAAGACAGAUUUGAAGAAGCCUUUGAUCUUCUUGCAGAAAUGGAAGAAAAGAAGUUAGGGCCUGAUUGUUAUACAUAUAAUGCAAUUCUUAGUGCACUUGCUGAUGCAGGUAGAAUGAAGGAGGCUGAGGAGUUCAUGUCAAGAAUAGUCGAACAGGGAAAAUUGCAGGAUCAGACCAUAUCAUUAAAUAAAAGGAAAAUAGAGAGUAGUAGUGAAACUUCUCAAGAAUCUGAUCCAAAUUCUGUUACAUUUUCUGAACAGAUUAAUGAGCUGUGUACACAAGGGAAAUACAAGGAUGCAAUGCAUAUGGUUCAAGAAUCAACACAGAAGGGCAUCACUUUACAUAAAUCUACCUAUAUUAGUUUAAUGGAGGGACUUAUUAAGAGGCGAAAAAGCAUAUCAAGAUCCUGUUUAUCGCGGUGAACUUUUCUUGGGCUGUUCUUGACAGUGUGAAAGUGGAGGAAAGUUCAUCAUUAUCAUCGUUAACAUUGAUUAUGAGAACUUACCUACAAGGAUCCAGGUACAGUUGCGGUGCAGUAUCUAGAGAGAAACGGGUUCAAAAUCACGAUCAAUUCCUUUUUCAAAUCCUGCUGCAGCUGCACGAGAACGGCACACCUUAAUCAUUUAUGAUGAUCUCUCCAAACAAGUGCAGGCUUAUUGCCAAGUGUUGCUUCUAUUACGAAGACCACCUUACUCGAAAAAAGCCUUUUUCCUUGGAAGAUCUAUCUCGUAUCUGGUACUGCAUGGCCAUUCCGAAUUAAAGAAUUCGGAAUGAAUCCAAUCUUCCCAAGUGGGCAUGAACGUGAUCUGCUAACUUCGUCACUGUAUAGCUGUUAGAACAUACGAAUAACAUCUAAUCUCAUUGUUUAUCUUUUGACUGUUUUUUAUGUAGCCUAUAAGUUGAGCAUGCUGACUAUCAAAAUAAUGUCUUACUUUUUAUGGUAAAUAAUUGGAGAAAUUUUUGGGUGAA